AUGAGCACCCAAAACGAAGAAAAAGUAUCCUCUCGCGUCACGUUUUGCGAAGACGCGCCGACGUUUCGUCCAACUCAGGAAGAAUUUUCCGAUCCUUUGCGAUACAUUUCAUCCAUACGCGAACAAGCGGAGAGGUUUGGUCUGUGCCGAAUUCAACCUCCGAAAACCGCGCGGGAGUUUUUCACCGAAACAGUGCUCAAUACCACCAAUGCGACGAGCUCGCACGCUUCAAGAUUGGCGAUUGAUGCGUCGACUUUUUCAGUCCAAACGAGAGUGCAAACGGUGAACGAACUCAACGACUUCGAAAAGGACGACGACGACGAGAAGCGCGACAGCCCCCAAGGAGGAAAACGAAGGAAAAAUCGAAGCGGAUUUGGACAGCAUGAAACCCUAAAAUUUCGCCAAGACUAUUGCCAAAAAAUGGGCGCGCACUUCAACCGACCGAUCGAACGGUGGCCGACGUUUUUAGGGAAGAAGUUAGACGUGCAGAAACUCUACGAACUCGUCAACACCAAUCCUUUGAAAGGGUUUGAAACGGUGAAAACGAACAAACAGUGGAGAGAUAUCGCGAGGGUUUUAGAUCCCGGGAUGACGCAAACGCGCGCGAACGACGGGACGUCGAACUCGUUCUCGCUGAAAUGUUUAUAUAAGAAGUGGGUGUUGCCGUUUGAGAAGAUGAGGAGGAAAGAGGAGGAUGAGGAGAAGAAGAAAAACGAGGAGAACGAGGAGGAAAGAGGAGGGAAAGGAGGAAAAGCAUCAUCCGGGAAAGGAGGAGGAGCGGCAAAUUCAAAGGAGGAAACGACGACGAAAGAGGAAGAACCGACGGAGGAAGAGAAGGAGUUGAUCGGGGCGAUGUUGGAUUUAGAGUUUCGAUGUUCCAGACCGGCACCGAAAAGACCAAAAUUGGAGAAUGGUUUAGAAGAAAUCGCAGAGCAGUUAGAGAUUGAACGCAUGACGGCGCAGUCGUGCAAGCAUUGCGGCCAGAGCGGGCACGACGACGAGGAGACGUUUCUCGUGUGCGACGGAUGCGACCAAGGCUUUCACACGUACUGUUUGUCGCCGCCGCUACAAAAGGUGCCGAAAGGGAAAUGGUUUUGCGUCGGAUGCGAAGCAGCCGCGCGUGCUGUUGAAUUCGAAGACGGAGCGGAGUAUACCAUCGAUGGAUUUCGAGAGGCGUGCGCCGCGUUUGAUUUAGCGUUUUUUGGUAGGAACAAUCCGCAACAAACACAGAUGCUUUUAGCGCAACAACAGCAAUACGGUUCGUUCACUAUUCCGUGCGGAGACGUGGAAGAGAGUUUUUGGCAGAUGGUUGAAGAAGGGUCGCACGAGAACGUCGAGGUUCGAUCCGCGGCGGAAAUCGACACCACGAGACGAGGCUCCGGGUUCCCGAGGAUGCGAGACGCGCCUUCUUCUUUUGCUACGAAAAAGAAGUCUGGCGGCGGCGGUGACGACGAGGAGGAGGACAACAACGACGGUAAUAAUGAUAAAAUGGAGGAAGAAGAAGAGGACGAAAUGGUUGCAAAGAUGCGAAAAUCGCCGUGGAAUUUGAAUAACUUACCGGUGUUGAGAGGUCCGGGCGAACACGAAAGUCUAUUAGCAAGUUUACCGGAACACGUGGCUGGUUUGUCGCAACCGUAUUUAUACGUCGGGUCGACGUUUGCCUCGACGUGUUGGCACGUGGAAGAAAAUAAUCUGUAUUCAGUCACCUAUCAACACGCGGGCGCCGCGAAAAUGUGGUACGCGAUUCCCGCGGCUUCCUGCGAGGCGAUGGAGAACUCGUUCAAACGAGCCGUUCCGGAUUUGUUCGGAAACCAACCGGAUGCGAUGAUACGCGUAGUCACGAUGCUUCCGCCGUCUACUUUACGAAACGACAACGUGCCGGUAUUUCGCGUCGAGCAAAACCCGGGUGAUUUUAUCGUGACGUUUCCAAAGAGUUACCACGCGCAAGUCGAUUGCGGGUUCAACGUUAGCGAGAAAGUAAACUUUGCGCCUCCGGAUUGGUUAUCGCACGGCACCGACGCGGUGGAGCGAUAUCGAUCGUGUCGAAAACUGUCGAUGUUCUGUCACGAGCGGUUGUUGUGCGAUAGCGCGGAUACAACAUCACCGAAACUUGGUGCAGAAGACGAAGAUAAAGAUGAAGGAAAAGAAGAAGCGACGACGAUUAGCGAGAACACCGCGAGGUGGUUGUUACCGGAACUUCGAACGAUGAUGAACGAAGAACGCCAAGCGAGGGAACAGCUCGCCGCGGAUGGGACCGUCAGAUCGAAGUUAGUUGUCGAUAAGAAGAAGAAGAAGAAGUCUUCAUCGUUGCCGUCGUCGUCGUCGUCUGAAGCCGAAGCUGUAGUUAUAGUCAAGAAACCAAAAGAAGCUCGAUUGCGAACGUCGCCGCGAACCGCCGAGGAUGAUCCGGAAUGUACCAUCUGUCGCUCCAUAUUACACCUCUCCGGCGUCGUGUGUAAAUGCAACGUCGGGCGGAAAGCGUGUUUGAGGCAUUGCGCGGAAUUAUGCGAAUGCGCGGCGGACAACAGAGUUCUUUUCUACCGCAAAACGUUGGAAGAUAUCGAGAAGCUCGUUUCGACGGUUGAGAAAUCAACCUCGGCGGAGCAUCGGAAACAAAUCAACGCGGACUUCAAACCAGUCGCCUGUGGCAAAGCUAGGAUUACUAAAGCCAACGCCUGGGUAAAGAAAGUUAAACAAGCCUUGGAGAAAGCUCCGAUGCCGGAAAUUGCAGAUUUGCAAAGUUUAGCAGUCGCGGGAGAAGAGUUCGUUUGGGGCGGAAGCGAGAUGGCGGAGACGCGCAAGUUGUCCGCGAAAAUAGCGCUCGCCAAGAAGUGGCAAGUCGACUUGACGGUUUUGAAAGCUAGAAUGAACGGCGAAGAGUUGACGGUAGGUGACGUCAUGCUCGAGGACGAUCUAUCCGAAGAAGAGGACGACGUAGAAGGAGGAGAAGAAGGAGAAACAGAAAAAGAAGAGCGAGAAGACGAGGAGGAAAAAGAUGCUGAAGGAGAAGCUGCUGAAAAAGCGCCAGCCGGGGCUGACGACAACGACGCCAUGGUUAUCGACGGAGAGAAGAAAGGAGACAGAGAAGAUGCCGGUGCUACGGCGACUACGACGGCUAACGUGGACGACGAACAAAAAGUAUCCAAGAAGGACAGAAUUGUUCCUCGAAUGAAGCUGGACCGAUUGGAAGAACUGUUGUCGACGAAACCGGUCCCGAUGACUGCGGCGGAUUUGAAAUCGUACACCAACUUGAAAUCUGAUGCCGAAAACAUCGAAAAAAGAGUCGCAGACGCUUUGAAAGAGCAACCUUACCCUUCCCCGAGAACGUGCGAGAAGUUGUUGAAAGAUUCUACGAAAAUUUCCGUGGAGAUUCCCAGUCACCAUCGACUGUUCGAGCAGAUUCAAAAAGCAACGAAAUGGGCAGAAAAAGUUCGCGCCGCGCUCCCUGGUCGCGCGGGUCGUACCGGCAGAGGUGGUGGUCGUGCGAGUUACGAAGACCAUAACGACGACGGCGACGAUACCGCGGCAACUUUAGUACGAAUUCAUGAUCUCGAUGAGCUCGAAAAAGAAUCGCACGGUUUGCCGGUAUCUUCGAUGGAGCUGCAAACGCUCAUCAAGGCGCGCGAAGAGACGCACACGUGGCGCGCUCGAGCCAUUUCGCUUUUGGAUACCAAAAAUGCUCCCUUGCACGACGCAGAAAUGUUGUUCAACGAAGGCAAAGAACUUGGUGUGUAUUGCGACGAGAUCACCACGAUGGAAACCGCCGUCGACGACGCGUACGCUUGGGUCAAUAAAGCGCUCAAGAUGGACACGCCGAUGACGUCAAUCGAUGAAUUGAAGACACACUUGGAAGCUUCGAAAGCGCUCGCAAUUACAGUUACCGAAUCGACGUGGCUUAAGAACCGAAUCACCGUUCGUCAAUGGGCCGAAGACAUUAAGAACAUGCUUCUCGUGAAAGACCCGAUCGACGACGCGAUUAAGGCGGUGAAAGAAGGCGAGGAGUUACUCGACUCUGCAGACUACGAAGUCGCUCCAGACGAAGAGAAACUUUUGAUAAGUUUGAAAGGCCACGUAGACGCUGGGAAGAAAUGGGAAGUAAAAGGUCGUCAAGCAGUUCAAUGCGCGAAUUCUAAGAGAGAAGCGGACAGGAAGUCUCUCGAUGAAGUCGCUCAAAUUGUGCGCGAAGGCGCGAGCAUCCCUCUCAAACUCGAAGGGUUCGAUUUUCUUCAAGAAACUGUCAACACCACCAAAGCGUGGCUCGAACGCGCGCAACCGUGUCUGAAAGGUAAACAGCUCACUCGACGUGGGACGGCGCAACCUCUACCGACGUUGGAAGAAGCGAAGCAGCUCGUCAAGGAGGCGCCGGACUUGCGCAUCUACGUGAAGGAAGUCGCCGCUUUGAUCGAACGCGUCGAAGACGCCGAAUCUUGGAACGAAGAAGCGGAAGAUUGCGUCUCGCGAUGGCGCGAAGAAGGUGCGGAAAUUACGUUUAAAGAAUUGGAGUUAUCGCACGAAGACUUUGGUUUGGAGUUACCAGCGAUGGCUACGGUGAGAAAACGAUUACGCGCGUUGGAUUGGGAAGAGAAAGCGAGAGAGUGCUUUGCGUCUAUUCUUGAGAGAAUCGAAGGCACCGCCGGGACGUCGGAGAAAGGGAGCAGCAAGUCGUCGAAAGCAUCAAAGAAACAAGAGGAAGAGGAAGAAGACUUACCCGAAGAUGCCUUAUUGGACGAGCUUCACGAAGAAGCCGAAGACUUGGACGAACUCAAUCCGAAACUUCUCGAAGAAGUCAACAAACGAUGGAAACUCGUGGACGAGUGGCGUCAAAAAGCAGACGCAAUGUUGAAUCCAGAGUUGGAUGAAAACGGCAGGCCAAAGCAAACGAUCGGUCCGGACGAGUUGGACGCUUUGAUUUCGGAAGGGAAAAACUUACCGGCGAUUGUCGCGAAAGUGGACGAGCUCGAGGCGAACUUGGCGAAUCACCAAGUUUGGUUUACAGCGGCGAGAGAGUUGUUGGCAUCGGCUCCGGUUCCAGUAGCUGCUGCUGCGGGUGAUGAUGGUGCAGCUGGUGCGAAAGGAGCUGACGACGAUGGUAAAGAACAAGAGAAGCAGAAACGACGCCCAUUCUCGGACUUCAAAGAUUUGUUGAAGGAAGUCGAAAGCGAAGGAGACGCGUUCAUGUGCCCAGAACGAGCGCAAUUGACCGCGGUUGUCACUCGAUGCGAAGAGUGGAACGACAAUCUGCGAAUGGCUUUGUUGCGUCGUCCGGUAGUUAACGCGAGCACCCCUCCCACCGUUGUUGGCCCUGCAGGAGAAGAGAGCAAGCAAGAAGAGGUGCAACUGAAUUCCAAGCAAGUUCUGCAAACGAUUUUAGAAUCUAUCCACGCGGCUAUUUUGGACGUCACCGGGACUGGUAUUCCUCCGGAAACCGAAGACGGUCAAUUUUGUCUCUGCAGACAAGCCGGGGGCGUACAAAUGCUCGGGUGCGACGAUUGCGGCGAUUGGUACCAUUUGAAGUGCAUCAACAUUUCUGCUUCUGCGGCAAAAACGAUGAACAACUACGUGUGCGCGCCGUGCGUGGCAAAGAACGGAAAGCCGAAAGCGCUGUCCUUGGAGACGUAUAAAUCGGUCCAUCGAACGAAACGGCCGAACAUUUUAGCGUUGAAAAGAGCUUUGCAAGAGUCUGUGUCUUUUCCGUGCGAAAUGCCCGAAGAAGAGUUGAUUAUUGAAAUCGUCAACGCGCACGACGCGUGGUGCUUGCGCGUUCGCGAGUGCUUGCACAAUCACCACGUCCUCGAAACCUCCACGUCUGCGGAGACGCAAGCCGCGCAUAUUGCGAGAGCAACGACCAGAAGAGAAGCCGAAGCGAGAGCGAGAAAGGUCAACGAGGCGCAAAUGCGCGGUGCAAACCCGCACAACGCCGAAUUGACGGCCAUUCAGCACGUCAUGCUCAUGGGCCAAUCUGUCACCGCCGCGGCGACGCAACGCACGAUUGCUUUGCAAGGCGCGCAAGCCAAUCCAACUUUACUCUCCGAAGAGUUGAAGAAUAUUACCAUCAACCAACUCACUUUGCUGCAACAGUUUGGCGUUCAGCUGGCGUUGUGUCAAGCGCAGUUACACAUGGCGCCGGCGAUUUCGCACCCGCACAUUGUCCACGUCUUGAUUUUGCGAGAUCGACACGCGAAGCUGAUGGAGCAACUCGCGGUCGAGUUGAAGAAGGACGACGGGGAGCAACAGAUAUUGGCAGCGAUUACGCAAGCGAUGGAUCCGAACGCACAAGUUGCGGUUCCUCCAUCUGUUGCCGCCGCUAACGUCGAAAGAGAAGCGGCAGCAGCAGCAGCAGCAGCAGCGGCAAAGGACGAUUCAAAAGGAAAGGAGGAACCUUCGCCCGAGGAGGACGUGAAAAAGGAAGCCGGAGAAGCGCCGGCUGCCGCGCCGCCGCCUGAGAAACCAGCGCCCCCGGUGAAAGGAGGCAAGAAAGGUAAAGCUGCGGCAAAAGGUAAAAAAGGCGCGAAGGGGAAGAAAGUUGCAGAAGAAGUUGAAGCUCCCGCGCCCGAAGCGGCGGACAAGGAAGAAGAAGCUGUGAAAGAAGAGGACGCGGCGAUGCCGAUGGAUGUAGGCAAAGACGCGCAAGCCGCGCAAGCCGCGCAAGCUGCUGCCAUCGCAGCGCAAGCCGCCAUGCAGCAACAGUUCGCGCAGCAACAACAGUUCCAGCAACAGCACGAUCAACAAUUUCUCGUUCACCAGCAACAGCAAUUGCAGAUGAUGGGUGCGAUGCAACCGCAACCGGGACAAGAACAAAUGUUCGCCGCCGCGACAGCGCAACAUCAACUCAGCGGUACCGGUCCUGAUGGUACGCAACAACCCGUCGGAAUUGACCUGAAGAAACAAAUCUUUGCGGGCAUGAAAGGUGCAUUAGCCAUGGAAUUGGAACCAGUCGAGGAGACGUUAGCGAUGAUGAGAGAAGUGUGCGGCCCGGCGUGGCGACAACGCGCCACGUCUUUAAUGCGAGGCCCGCCGUUCCCAAAACUCAUCGAGUUGCACGAACUGAAAGAGACCGCCGUAGCCGCUGGCCUUUGUCCAGGAGGUGGUGUCGAUCCAUUAGCCGAUCGCGCGUUUGCCUUAGAAUCCGCCGGUCAACUUUGGCUCGAACACGCCGCCACCGUCGUCGAAGAUAAAUCCAUUCCAAUCGAAGCCGCUCGCGUUCUUUUGCGCGAAGGUCGAGCGUUACCCGUGCAUCUCAAAGACGAACUGGAGGAGUUGGGCGAACGAUGCGAACUCUAUUGCGUCUGUCGAUCCGCGUACGAUGCGAAACGAUCGAUGAUUUGCUGCGACCGAUGCGACGGCUGGUUUCACUACGAGUGCAUCGGCAUGCAACCGCCUGGCUUGGACGAGCAAGAAGAGGCGAAUAUUAAGUUUGCGUGCCCGCAAUGUUGCGAAAACCAAGGGAUUCCGUACGUGCCUUUCAGACCUCUUCGGUGA
Molecule: messenger RNA, 7479 nt
Organism: Bathycoccus prasinos
Lineage: Eukaryota; Viridiplantae; Chlorophyta; Mamiellophyceae; Mamiellales; Bathycoccaceae
Exons: 1
Coding region: 1-7479 (2492 amino acids)
Biological process (GO): chromatin remodeling
Cellular component (GO): nucleus
Molecular function (GO): DNA binding; histone demethylase activity
Source: RefSeq, a predicted model, not a curated record